AAAGUGUGUGUGGAUGUGUGGAUAGGAACAUGUGCAGCUCUUCCUCUCUUCAUUAGAGCACUAGCUAUAGAGAUGGAACACAUUUACACUGAGCUGCAGACACCAACUCAGGAUAUGUACUCUGGUAUCUCACCAGGGGUGAAAGAGCCUGGAAGACACACAGACCAGGCAAGCGCCAUGGCUUCACAUGUAACAGUUACUGUUACUCAGAGUUCCCCCCUGAACAGUGCUGGCCAGGCUGCACCAGGAACAGAGGCAAGACAGCUGCCAGGGUCGAUGCAGACAUUUCUACGAGGACAGCCCAAAGCUUUGGGGGUCGUGCAAAUAAUGAUUGGGAUCAUGAGUCUGCCGUUUGGUCUUGAUAUGGUGACUAGGCACUCGUUUAUAGGAGCCAUUGCAUUACCUCUCUGGACUGGUGUAUGGUAUAUUAUCUCUGGAUCCCUGGCUGUUGCAGCGGAGAAUACCCGCAGAAGAGGUCUGGUGAAAGCAUGUUUAGGGAUGAACGUUGUCAGUUCUGUUUUUGCUGGAUUUGGAAUUAUUCUCUAUUCAAUAAGCGUGUCCAUAUUAUCUUUCGACAUAUCUCCACGUUAUAACCAGUUAUUAAUCGACGUGCAUUACUUGAACUCGAUAAACAUGACUUUUGGCAUUGUAGCAGUUCUUCUGGUGCUGAACAUUUUGGAGAUGUGCAUCGCUAUCGCUACAUCAGCCUUUGGAUGCAAAUCUGAAUGCUGUUAUACUGCCAUGCCAGAGGUUGCUUUUCAACAGGCAUGAAUCCAGUGACCUGGGUGCAGAUUUGCUCAAUCGAACUAUAAGAAGCAUUCGGUCAAGAAGACAACUGUCCCUCCGCCUCCUCUAGCAAAGCUUAGCCAGCGCUAAAGACUUCAUCUCUGCAAGGUGUUAUUAUCAGAACAAGUUAAACAACAAUGAAAUCCUCCCAUGUGUAAACUGUCGGGGAAUUUGUAUUGAUACGAAAAUGUGUUCAUUUGCUUUGGAUUUGUUGGUUUUGCUUAUGAUUUCAGUAAGAUCAUUUGUAUUUUGAGUAUAAGUUAAAAGUUGAAAUGUUUCACAUGUUCAGUUAUGAUAUUGUUUUUAUAUUUUAAUAUGUUUUCAGUCAAAAUAAUGAAAAAUAAACAUGGUAGGACAAUGGUAUACAGAAGUGAUAAGUUGAGAUAUGUUUUGGUGUUUUAUGAUAUAUUGCUUUGCUUAAUAAAAAAAUAAAAACUG
This is a messenger RNA of Acipenser ruthenus (sterlet), 1224 nucleotides long. RefSeq names its product membrane-spanning 4-domains subfamily A member 4A-like. The record is from RefSeq and is a predicted model, not a curated record. NCBI's taxonomy places the organism in Eukaryota, Metazoa, Chordata, Actinopteri, Acipenseriformes, Acipenseridae. The transcript has 7 exons. Gene Ontology annotation, cellular component: membrane. The coding region runs from base 73 to 771 and encodes 232 amino acids.